Mercenaria mercenaria is the source of this 10048-nucleotide messenger RNA. RefSeq lists its product as uncharacterized. The coding region runs from base 293 to 1279 and encodes 328 amino acids. Lineage: Eukaryota; Metazoa; Mollusca; Bivalvia; Venerida; Veneridae. The record is from RefSeq and is a predicted model, not a curated record. Gene Ontology annotation, molecular function: protein binding. The transcript has 8 exons.
AUGUUUAUGUAAAUCUAGUUUAGUACAUAUAUUGUAUUUUGAUCAUCUUAUCAAAAGUUUUGAUUGUAUUUCUCAUCAGAAGGCAAAUAACAGAGAAACGCUUUUCUUACACUGAGGAAGUUGCACAUUGCUGUCUAUAGACAACAACAACAACAACCCAAAAAAACAUUUCGUAAUUUUACUACAUUUUCACAAAGAAAGGUGACUACGCGGCCAUACAGGAGCAGAUAACUUGAUAGCACAAAUUUCAGCACUUAUUUUGUGCCUGGUAAAGCAGUUUGCUGUUGGAGCCAUGAGUGAUGCAGAUGCUUUUGAAGAGGAACUUGCUGAGGCCAAGGCAGUCAUACCAACCUUGGAGGGUUUCACACUUGUAACAUGUGUAGCAGCACAAGUCAGAGCAGGUUAUAAGAAGACAGAUCAUAAGCAGCUGAAUGUCAUAUUACAGUUUCCUGCUAAAUAUCCACAUGAACGUAUUGUCACUGAACUUACCAGUAAAACACUAUCAGAAAAAUUACUUCGUGGGCUAGUCAAAAUGUGUGAUGAAGAGGCGAAAAAGCUUGUUGGCCAAAAACAGAUUUUACCUGUUAUGAAUUUUGUACGAGAAUUUGUGAUAAACAAUCCACUGUGUGUAUGCAGUGAAGAAAUUGCUUCAGUUAAAAAAGAUUUUAUUGGUGAAAAGGAUAAAAUGAAGUUAAAACAAGAUACGUCACAUAUCCUGCUGAAGGUCGUUCAAGAGCAGUACUUUAUGAAUCUCAAAAUCAUGGUGCCGGAUAUUUACCCAUUGGAACAAGUUGCGAUAGAGGCAUCGGAGAGCAAUUUUCCCAACCUGUUGAAAGUUUUCUUUGUAGGCCAAGCUGUUGAAAUAGCAAGAAAAUGUGUACAGCCUCCACUUAAACCAAAUAAAAAAGAUCCACCAUUCAAGCCAAGGGCUUCAUUAAGAGAGGUGUGUGAGUUUUUGAUCAAGGAUUGUGUAAAAAGAUAUCCAUUGGAAAAUUGUCCUUGCUGUAAGGACAGGGUAAUGCUACGUGAUCCAGAGGAAGUAGCAAAAGACCCAAGGAAAAGAGUAGAGCGUGUAUACUGCGGUCAUCUUUAUCAUCAUGGAUGUCUUGCAAAAUACAUGAAAACUCCACCAUUUAAAGACGGGAAAUUUUGUCCAAGCUGUGGUAAGAGAAUAUUUCAUGACAAGUGGAAAGUGACACCAGAAUUAGCAGAAGCCAGAUGGGCUCACAAGCAAGCAAGAGAACGAGAGUUAGCUGAAGUGACAGAUUUCUUAAGUUGAUGCCGAUUUGUUUUAGGAUAUUGUUAAAUACUCGUGAAUUUUACCUUGUUAACUAGAACACUAUCCUAUGAUCAUGGAUGCAUAUAAAAGUGUUUUUAAUCCCCCGCCAGAGUGUUGGAGAGUUAUAGGAAAUGGUCUCUGUCCGUCCAUCCGUAACAAUUGUGACAGCUCCAUAUAACGUAAACCCCUUGAAGGAUUUUCAUGAAACUUUGGUCAAAUGAUCACCUCAUCAAGGUGACGUGCAGAACUCAUGAGUCAGCCAUGUCGACUCAAGGUCAAGGUCAAAGGUUUGAGCCUUCCAUUUUUUGUCUGCUCUGUAUCUCCUAAACCCCUUUAAGGAUUUUCAUGAAAUUUAAGUCAGGGUCAAAUGAUCACCUCAUCAAGAUGAUGUGCAGAACUCAUGAGUCAGCCAUGUCAGCUCAAGGUCAAGAUCACAACUGAAGGUCAAAGGUUUGAGCCUUCCACUAUCCAUAACAGCAGCGGGGGAUAUAGCUGUCUUUCAGACUGCCUUGUAUUUUUAGUAGCUUGUUGAUGUUCAGCAGGACUACUAACUUCUGCUAGCUCGGCAUAAAAUAUGAUUGUAUGACAUAUUUUCAAGGUCAGUUUGCAAAGCGACAUAUCUUUCAUUAGAAAUUAUCAUCUAAAAGAGGUAAAGUAAAACAGAGUGUAAGAUGUAUUUACCAGUGAAUCAAUAACAACUGGCAAUAUUUGAAUACAUUUGUAUUUAGAUAUUUGGAAUGAAACUGGAUUAUCAGCUUAAAAACUUUACUAUUCUUUAUCAAACUUGGUUAAUCUGUCUCAACUCAUUUUUGACUCUCAAAUUUGGUAUGAAAUGAGUUUCAAACUUAAACUAAAAAAUGGUUUUUGCAGCAGUUGUGUGGACUUUCAUAUGCCAGUAAAACACAGUUUCUAUACUGAAAACUGUCGUUGUUUACUUCAGGGCACCAUUGCAAAAGUUCUCCAACAUUUGCUUCAUAACCAGUCACUGGCACCGAGUUGUCAUUUCAUAUAUUAGCUCGACUAUUCGAAGAAUAGGGGAGCUAUCCUACUUGCCCCAGCGUUGGCGUGAGCGUUAGCAUGAGCGUGAACGUCACACAAAUGUUAAAGUUUGCAUACCACCCCAAAUAUUUUCAAAGUCCAUUGAGAUAUUGCUUUGAUAUUUUGCAUACUUGUUUACCAUCAUGACCGCAGUAUGUAAAAAGGAGGAGGUAACACUAUCAAGCAUUUUGACUGAAUUAUGGCCCCUUUUCGACUUAGAAUAAAUGUUAAAGUUUGCGUACCACCCCAAAUAUUUUCAAAGUCCAUUGUGAUAUUGCUUUGAUAUUUUGCAUACUUGUUUACCAUCAUGACCCCAGUCUGUAAAAAGGAGGACGCAACUCUAUCAAGCAUUUUGACUGAAUUAUGGCCCCUUUUCAACUUAGAAUAAAUGUUAAAAGUUUGCGUACCACCCCAAAUAUUUUCAAAGUCCAUUGAGAUAUUGCUUUGAUAUUUUGCAUACUUGUUUACCAUCAUGACCCCAGUCUGUAAAAAGGAGGAGGCAACUGUAUCAAGCAUUUUGACUGAAUUAUGGCCCCUUUUCAACUUAGAAUAUGCUUAUUGUAAUGUUAAAGUUUUACUCAUAGCUUAUAUUAUACUAUCAAGCACUGAGAAUAGUCGAGCGCGCUGUCAACUGACAGCUCUUGCUCAUUUUCAUCUUCAUCGAUACAGAAUUGUUGUUCAGAAUAUAUGCCUUUACUUCUCCAUUGAUGCACCUUAACAACUAAGAACACCCACAACUAUAGUGCAGUGAACUCAUUCCCUCAUUGUAAACAAAUGUGAUACACAAUUUGAACUGAUGGAUAUAAGUUCAAAUUAAGGGAACAGAUUUCUUUUUAGCUCCCCUAUUGUGAUCACAGUGUGUCUGUUGUGCAUCUGUCGUCAACAAUAUCUUUAAAUGACAUCUCCUCCAAAACCACUGCAUGGAUUUUUAUGAAACUUGGCCUGAAUGUUCCUUGGGUGGUACUCUACCAAAGUUGUUUACAAGGUUCCGCUUGGUUGCACAUAGGAGCCACCAGAGCUUAAAAUAGAAACAUCUUCAAACAAUUUCUUUUCCUAAACUGCAGGUCCAAUUUUGAAAAAAUUUCAAACAUAAUGGUCCAUAUGUAACCAACUAAGAUUGUUCAGAUUGUUCCGAUUCGUCAAAAAACAUGGCCGCCAGGGGGGUGGUCACUUUUCCAUAUUUGUUUAUAGUGGAAACUUAAAAAUCUUCUUGUAUGAAACUGCUGGCUCAAUUUCAAAAUAAUUUUACACAAAUGGUCCUUGUGUGACCCUCCACCAAGAUUGUUCAAAUUUUUCCAAUUCAUUUAAAAGCAUUUCCGCCAGAGGUGUGGUCACUUUCCCUGUAUGUAUAUAGUAGAAUCUUUAAAAAUCUUCUUGUAUGAAACUGCUGGCCUGAUUUUAAAAUAAUUUCACACAAAUUGUCCUUGUGUGGCUUUCUACAAAAACUUCAUAUUAUUCUGAUCCGUCAAAAAACAUGGCCGCAAGAAGGCGUGGUCACUUUUCCCUAUAUGUAUAUAGUUGAAACUUAAAAAGAUUUUCUUGUAAGAAACUGCUGGCCCGAUUUUAAAAUAAUUUCACACAAUUGGUCCUUGUGUGACUUUCAACCAAGAUUGUUCAAAUUAUGUUAAUAAAUCUCCCCCCACGAGUGGUGGGGGGUUAUAGGAAUGGUCUCCGUCCGUCCUUGCGUCUGUCCGUAACACUUUGUGUCCGCUCCGUAUCUCCUAAACCCCUUGAAGAAUUUUCAUGAAACUUGGGACAAAUGAUCACCUCAUCAAGAUGAUGUGCAGAACUCAUAAGUCAGCCUUGUCAGCUCAAGGUCAAGGUCACAACUCAAGGUCAAAGGUUUUAGCUUUCCAUUUUGUGUCCGUUCUAUAUAUCCUAAACCCCUUGAAGGAAUUUUAUAAAACUUGAGUCAAAUUAUCACCUCACCAAAACGAUAUGCAGAACCCAUGAGUCAGAAAUGCCGGCUCAAGGUCAAGAUCAACUUAGGGUUAAAGGUUUGAACCUUCCAUUAUGUGUCCGCUUUGUAUCUCCUAAACCCCUCAAAGGACUUUCAUCAAACUUGGCUCAAAUGAUCACCUCAUCAAGGCGAUGUGCAGAACCCAUGAGUCAGCAAUGUUGGCUCAAGGUUAAGGUCACAACUCUGGGUCAAAGGUUUGAGCCUUCCCUUUUGUGUCCGCUCUGUAUCUCUUUAUCCCCUUGAAGGAUUCAUAUGAAACCUGGGUCAAAUGAUUACCUAUCCAAGACGAUGUGCAGAACUCAUGAGUCAGCCAUGCCGGCUCAAGGUCGAGGUCACAACUCGAGGUCAAAGGUUUUAGCCUUCCAUUUUGUGUCCGUUCUAUAUCUUCUAAACCCCUUGAAGGAAUUUUAUAAAACUUUGGUCAAAUGAUCAUCCCAUCAAGACGAUGUGAGUCAGUCAUGCCGGCUCAAGGUCAAGGUCACAACUUAGGGUCAAAGGUUUGAGCCUUCCAUUUUGUGGCCACUCUGUAUCUCGUAAACCCCUUGAAGGAUUUUCAUCAACUUAGGUCUAAUGAUCACCUCAUCAAGAGCUUAUGAGUCAGCCAUAUCAACUCAAGGUCAAGGUCACAACUCAAGGUCAAAGGUUUGAGCUCUGUAUCUCCUGAACCCCUUGAAGGAUUUUCAUGAAACUUUGGUCAAAUGAUCACCUCAUCAAGAUGAUGUGCAGAAUUCAUAAGUCAGCCAUGUCAGUUCAAGGUCAAGGUCACAGCUCAAGGUCAAAAGUUUACCCUUUCACUAUCCAUAACAGUGGCGGGGGAUUUAGCUGUCUUUCAGACUGCCUUGUUAGCUCACCUGUCACAUAGUGACAAGGUGAGCUUUUGUGAUCAUGCAGCGUCCGUCGUCCGUCCGUGCGUCAGUCCGUCCGUCCGUCCGUAAACUUUUGCUUGUGACCACUCUAGAGGUCACAUUUUUUGUGGGAUCUUUAUGAAAGUUGGUCAGAAUGUUCAUCUUGAUGAUAUCUAGGUCAAGUUCGAAACUGGGUCACAUGCCUUCAAAAACUAGGUCAGUAGGUCUAAAAAUAGAAAAACCUUGUGACCUCUCUAGAGGCCAUAUAUUUCACAAGAUCUUCAUGAAAACUGGUCAGAAUGUUCACCUUGAUGAUAUCUAGGUCAAGUUCGAAACUGGGUCACGUGCUGUCAAAAACUAGGUCAGUAGGUCUAAAAAUUGAAAAACCUUGUGACCUCUCUAGAGGCCAUAUAUAUCAUAAGAUCUUCAUGAAAAUUGGUCAGAACAUUCACCUUGAUGAUAUCUAGUUCAAGUUCGAAACUGGGUUACGUGCCAUUAAAAACUAGGUCAGUAGGUCAAAUAAUAGAAAAACCUUGUGACCUCUCUAAAGGCCAUAUUUUUCAUGGGACCUGUAUGAAAGUUGGUCUGAAUGUUCAUCUUGAUGAUAUCUAGGUCAAGUUCGAAACUGGGUCACGUGCGGUCAAAAACUAGGUCAGUAGGUCUAAAAAUAGAAAAACCUUAUGACCUCUCUAGAGGCCAUAUAUUUCAUGAGAUCUUCAUGAAAAUUGGUCAAAAUGUUCACCUUGAUGAUAUCUAGGUCAAGUUCGAAAAUGGGUCACGUGCCAUCAAAAACUAGGUCAGUAGGUCAAAUAAUAGAAAAACCUUGUGACCUCUCUAGAGGCCAUAUUUUUGAUGGGAUCUGUAUGAAAGUUGGUCUGAAUGUUCAUCUUGAUGAUAUCUAGGUCAAGUUCGAAAUUGGGUCACGUGCCAUCAAAAACUAGGUCAGUUGGUCAAAUAAUAGAAAAACCUUGUGACCUCUCUAAAGGCCAUAUUUUUCAUGGGAUCUGUAUGAAAGUUGGUCUGAAUAUUCAUCUUGAUGAUAUCUAGGCCAAGUUCGAAACAGGGUCGUGUGCGGUCAAAAACUAGGUCAGUAGGUCUAAAAAUAGAAAAACCUUGUGACCUCUCUAGAGGCCAUACUUGUGAAUGGAUCUCCAUAAAAAUUGGUCAGAAUAUUCAUCUUGAUGAUAUCUAGGUCAAGUUUGAAAGUGGGUCACGUGCCUUCAAAAAGUAGGUCAGUAGGUCAAAUAAUGAAAAAACGUUGUGACCUCUCUAGAGGCCAUACCCUUGAACGGAUCUUCAUGAAAAUUGGUCAGAAUGUUCACCUUGAUGAUAUCUAGGUAAAGUUCAAAACAGGGUCACAUACCUUCGAAAACUAGGUCAAUAGGUCAAAUAAUAGAAAAACCUUGUGACCUCUCUAGAGACCAUAUUUUUCAAUGGAUCUUCAUGAAAAUUGGUCAGAAUUUUUAUCUUGAUAAUAUCUAGGUCAAGUUCAAAACUGGGUCACAUGAGCUCAAAAACUAGGUUACUAUGUCAAAUAAUAGAAAAAAUGACGUCAUACUCAAAACUGGGUCAUGUGGGAAGAGGUGAGCGAUUCAGGACCAUCAUGGUCCUCUUGUUUUUCAUAAAACAUGGCCCCCACACAUUGACACUCUCAUGUCCUACAUGUUUCCCAAUAUCUAUACUAGAUAAUAUAUCAUUGCAUAUAAACCUAACUUUGUACUUGUACCAUUACAUUAUACAAACACACUUGAAGCCUUUUUACACAGGUGAACGCAUAAGGGUCAGUGACCCUCUAGUUUCUAAACAAAGGCUUUAACAUUGAGCAUAAUAUGAUACAUUGAUGGGAAAAUAGCAUGGAUAGACAUUCAAGUCGUACUUUGAAGAAAUACACCAAGCGCUUGAAAGGGAUAAAUCAAGUUGUUUCUGAACAAAUUUACUUUAAGAUUACACAUUACUGCAUGACUUGCUCAAGUGUUAUUGGCACUGUGCCAGAUAAUAUGCUAUUAGCACACUUCUUGUCCCAGGCAGAACAUCCACACAUUCUGACAUAGGUGUCAUAUAACAUUGUUUAUAAACUAUAAAAUUAUAAUAAAAAUAGUCAGUAUAUGACAGAGAUGUGCCUUCUGGCCAUAAUGGCAUACCUAGUUACUUAUUGUACCCCCCGACAACAAAGUUGUAAGGGGGGGGUAUACUGGUUUCAGGUUGUCUGUCCGUCUGUCUGUCUGUCUGUCUGUCCGUAGACACAAUCUUGUGCGCACCAUCUCUCCUCAUCCCCAUGACACAAUUUAAUGAAACUUCACACAAGUGAUCAGUAACAACAGUAGAUGUGCAUGGGGCAUGUUAGGUUCUUUCAACAACAAAAAUUGCAGAGUUCUGGGACUUUGUUUCUUGUUAACAUACUAUGUACAUACAGUCUGCAUAUGCAAUCUUGUGUGCGCCUAAUCUUCCGAACCCUUGCACACAAUUAAAUGAAAUGUCACACAAGUGAUCAGUACCAACCCUAGUUGUACAUGGUGCAUGUUAUGUUCUUUUAGAUAAAUAUUCUACAUAGUUAUGGGACUUUCUUUUUUGUUACUAUACUGUAUACAUACAGUCUAUAUACAUACAGUAAAACAUAAUUAUGCAUCUUGUGUGCGUCAGAUUGCAAUGUACUGUGUCAGUGCAUGCAGGGAGUACAUUCAUCACCUUUAGUGAUAGCUCUAGUUUUCCCUGUGGCUAAACCAUUCAGGCCAUUACUGCCCUAGAUGUGCCAUUAUUACCAGAAGGCAUAUGGUAGUUGAAUGUUAACAUUAUUAUUUGCAUAGUUGUUCAAAACAUUUCCUAUGAGUGCAAGGCUGUUUUCUAUAUAAUGCUUUAUAUGGAAGACAAGUUUUGAGAAGUAGAACUUAGUUAAAAAUGAUUUGUUUUAAAAAAGUAAAUAAUGUUAAAAACAUUAUGUUUGAUAUUUAUUUAUUGUGAAAUUAUUAAUAUUGUUAAAAGUAGCAUUGCUACAAACAGCUGUGUGAAUAUAUAUUGAUUCAGGCUUUUAAAGAGUGACCAGGUGUUUACAUGCUGUAGGUCUAUGCUUUAUUGAUACAAUUUUACAUAUUAUCUUAAACAGUGAAUAUGUUGUACGUAUAUUUGAAUGAAAGAGAGUGAAAGCGAUAAGAUUCCCAUUAUAUAACAAAAUUUGAUGCUAACAUACUGUGUGAUAAAAUGUCUUAUGGAGAGAAAAAGAAUAAUUAUUUAAAAUUAAAAAAGCUUUACUUGUUUUUUGUGUAAAACAGAAAAUUCAAAACUAACUUUAGGAAACCUUUUAAUCUGUUAGUAAAUGAAAAGCAAAACCAAUGUGGUGCAUUAAGUUUUAAGCAAUUUGUAAAUAUACUGGAAGAUUAGCAUGGCUAUAUAGAUUAUCUUCUAUAAAUAAAGAUUUUACCUACUUAUUUACUUUCUUUUUUUACUAAAUUAUUGUAAAACACUUCUGUAGUCUGUAAAAUAUAUGCAGAUGAGAUCACAAGGGGAUGAGCAAAUGAAUUUACCAGGCGCUGAAUGAUCCGGACAUAUAAAAUAGAAGGAUUUUGAUUUGGGUUUUACGGCACACCAACACAGUAUAGGUUAUAUGGCGCCAAACAGGACUACAAAUUUUGGUCUCAUGUACAUUGAAAUAAAAACAUGAUGUAUGGAAUCAAAAUUUGCAUACCUGCUGGAAUCACAGAGAUACAGCAAAACAAAGUGUUAAGACCCUAUUAGUCGCCUCUUACGAUCAUGCAAGGGUAAGACAGUGGUUCCAAUUCUAGUCAUAUACAGAAAAAGUUUCAGAGGUACAUAUGAGCUGUAUGUGGUGUUUCACCAUUGAUGCUCAAGGGAGCAGUGUUUCACUUUUGGUACUUGAGCAAGCAGUGUUUUGCUAUUAAUGCUCAAGCAAGCAGUGUUUCACCAUUGAUACUUGAGCGAGCUGUGUUUCACCAUUUAUGCUUGAGCGAGCAGUGUUUCACCAUUGAUGCUGGAGUGAGUGGUGUUUCACCUUUGGUACUUGAGUGAGCAGUGUUUCACCAUUGAUGCUGGAGUGAGCAGUGUUUCACCAUUGAUGCUUGAGUGAGCGGUGUUUCACCAUUGAUGCUUGAGUGAGCAUGUUUCACUAUUGAUACUUGAGUGAGCGGUAUUUCACCAUUGAUGCUUGUGUGAGCGGUGUUUCACCAUUGAUGCUUGAGUGAGCGGUGUUUCACCAGUGAUACUUUAGUGAGCGGUGUUUCUCCACGAAAUUGCCGUUUUGACCCAAACCACGAAAUUUCAUGCACACGAAAUUAAAUGAUUUUACAGUAUAUUGUAUAAAAUGCAUAGUGAUAUAUGAUGCAAAAUAGAAUGCAAUUAAAUACAUGUUCCUGGAGUCAAGGAUAUAAUUUAGUGAGUUUUGUACUAUGGAUAGGUCCAAACUUAAUUUCUGUUGAAAAUUAUCUAUUGAAUACAUACAUACCAUACAUCAUGGUCAAGUGGUUAAGGUGUCUGCCACAGGAAUAAGAAGUCAUAGAGGAUAUUUGUUUGUUUUAGUGUAAGAUCGAAAUAUAUUUCAACGAGUGAACACUAUAAUGCAAUAUUGAAAUAUAUUUCAACGAGUGAACACUAUAAUGCAAUAUCGAUAUAUAUUUUUUAACGAGUGAACACUAUAAUGCAAUAUUUUAACGAGUGGCACAGCCACGGGUGAAAAUGUAAAUUAUGGUGUUCACAAGUGAAGUAUAUUUCGAUCUUACACUGAAACAAACAAAUUUUCUAUUUAUUUUAUGCAUUUUUAUGCAAAUUAUAUCCAGUUUGUCUGCACAACGUCACUUGCAUCUCAUCAUGAUAUCAUAAUAUUGUGACGUCAGAAUAUCUUUGUAGAAAAAAUGUAAAUAGUUCUAUAAUGUUUCCUGAUUUCUUUUACAUUUAUUUAUAAUAGAAUGUAAAUAUUUA